This is a messenger RNA of Maylandia zebra (zebra mbuna), 762 nucleotides long. Its product is annotated as troponin I, fast skeletal muscle. The record is from RefSeq and is a predicted model, not a curated record. NCBI's taxonomy places the organism in Eukaryota, Metazoa, Chordata, Actinopteri, Cichliformes, Cichlidae. Gene Ontology annotation, biological process: cardiac muscle contraction; skeletal muscle contraction. Gene Ontology annotation, cellular component: troponin complex.
CACCAUAUCCAUAUCUGAUACCUCGUAUAUAUACACCCCUGGGAUGAUUUCUUCCCACUGCCACUGGCCACUGCUGCCCUCCUCCUGGACUUUCCGUCUCGUCGUAGAUUGUGAAGAACAGAAACCGUAAACAUGUCUGAAAAAAAGAUGACUUCAAGCCGCAGGCAUCAUCUGAAGAGUUUGAUGCUGCAGAUCGCGGUGAAUUGGAUUGAAAAGGAGAAACAGGAAAUUGCAGCCUCUAAGCAGACCUACAUGGCAGAGAAUUGCCCCCCUCCUGCGCUGAGUGGAGACCAGGCAACUCUCAUGGAAACCUGCAAAAAGUUGCACGCCCUCAUCGACAAACUUGAUGAAGAGAGGUACGACCUGGAGAUCAAAGUGGGCAAGGCUGAUAAAGAGAUCGAUGACCUGAAAAUCAAAGUGGUCGACCUGGCUGGAGUGAAGAAGCCCGCUCUGAAGAAAGUGCGCAUGUCCGCCGAUGCCAUGCUGAAAGCUCUGCUGGGCUCCAAACACACAGUUAACCUGGACCUCAGGGCCAACCUGAAGCAGGUCAAGAAGGAGGUGAAAGAGGAGCCUGCAGAGGCGGUGGGCGACUGGCGUAAGAACAUUGAGGACAAGGCUGACAGGAAGAAGAUGUUCGAGGCCUCCUAAAGAACUGCUCGCUGCUCUUGUAGCUGUUCUGGGAUGUUAGCACUUUUUAUGGAAUUUCUGGCAUUGCUCAUUGAAUUGAAAAACCCCUUUUCUCAUUAAAUUUGUAAGUUUCAG